AUGAAUAGAUUCAGCAAGAUUUCACCAUUACUUUUUAAUAUUAAUAAAAGAAGUUUUUCAACAUUAAAUAAAAAUAGUUUUAAAUUACCACUCACACAAAAAAAAUGUACAUUUUCAAAUAAUAAUAAUAUCAGAUUAUAUUCCACCCAACAAAAACCACAAGAACAAGAACAAAAACAACAAAUAGAAGAAUUCAACCCAUUACCAGAAAUUGCUAAACCAACAACUGCUUUAUCAAUUGAUUUGGGUAUUUAUAAAACAGGUGAAAAAUUAACAGAUUUAAAUCCAGAGCAUUUGGUUUAUCAAUCAAAUAAAGAAUUAUUACUUAAACUUUUAAGACCAUCAUUAACAUUCCAAGCUGCUAUUUGUGUUUCAGCACCCCUUAUUGCUUACUACAAUGAACUUUCACUUAAAACUAUUGUAUUAUUAGCAUUGUUUUCAUGUUGGGGUGUUUCAUUUAAAUUUAUUGGUGAGAAAUUAGGAUCAUGUUUCGCAAUUAGAGUUUAUAGAGAACCAGGAUCAGAAUACAUUAGAUUGGUACAUGUAAAUCCAAAACUAGAUGUAUUAAAGAUUCCAAUUGCAGAUAUUCAACAAUCAAAAGUAAACGAACACAGAGCACCCUAUGUAUUAUUAGAUAAUGGUGCACUUUUCUUUUUUGAAAGUGGUGGUAUUCUUCAUAAUGAAGAGGAAUUUAAAUACAUUUUAUCUGGUGAAGAAAACAAGAAAAAACAUAGAACUAUUGAACAAGAAGAGUAUGCUAAGUUUUUUGAAGAGGGUACUAGCGAAGAUUUAGAAGAGGCUUCAAAAGUUUUAGAUUCAGAAUUAGCAAGAAUUGAAAAAGAAUUAGAGGUUGCAAAGGAAGAACAAAAACAAGAACAAGAUCAAAUAUUCUAUGAAAAUCGUUAUAACAAAAAUUUAGAAGAGACUUCAAAAGUUUUAGAUUUAGAAUUAGAAAGAAUUGAAAAAGAAUUAGAGGAUGCAAAGAAAGAACAAGAACAAGAACAAGAACAAGAAAAUAAAAAAAAAAUAAACUAA
Molecule: messenger RNA, 1035 nt
Organism: Dictyostelium purpureum
Lineage: Eukaryota; Evosea; Eumycetozoa; Dictyosteliales; Dictyosteliaceae
Exons: 2
Coding region: 1-1035 (344 amino acids)
Source: RefSeq, a predicted model, not a curated record